Molecule: messenger RNA, 612 nt
Organism: Microthlaspi erraticum
Lineage: Eukaryota; Viridiplantae; Streptophyta; Magnoliopsida; Brassicales; Brassicaceae
Source: the annotation of a GenBank genome assembly
AUGGAUCUCACUCCAAUAUCAGUUUGCAAAGGUGAUAGCUCGACAGGCGUCUUCUGGGACUUAGAAGAUUACCCAAUCCCUGACCACCUCGAUCCGGCUACGGUUGUUAAGAAUAUCAAAUUAGCUCUGAAAAAUAAUGGUUAUGCUGGUAACGUGUUUGUGUGGGCUUAUUUGCCUGGCGGUAAAACCUUCUCCAAGCAUUCCGUGCAGGAAUAUAGAGACGCUGGAAUCACCACCAUCUCUGUCAUGGAGGAGAAAUUUGAAAGACUACGUAGGAUAACAGCGGACUUCCAUAUGUGGUCUGCGGACAAUUGUCGCCAUUGUACAAUGGAUCCAAGCCUUUUGGUAAUCACAAAAGACAUGGUCGGUAAGACGACCUCCUUCCUCGAUUUCCUCGAGAUUUUGGCAUCAUGUUAUUACCAUAUUUUAUUUGCAAUGCCUGAUGACGAUGAUAAUACCACUGAGCAACCUUCUUGGGUCAAGUUGCAUUAUCCUUGGAGAUUCCUCUCAGGAGGAGGAUCUACCGACGAAACCGAAAGCUCACAAAGUGUUGGUGAUAAGAGGAAGAUGAGGGAGGAAGAGCAGAGCACUACUGCUGGACAAUCGAUCUGA